AUGUUGACUCUGCUGUGUUUCAGUGGUUCCUGGAUGCGCAACAUUCCCAUCAACGGCCCACUGCUACGAGAGAAAGCUUGCCAUUUUGCAGCAAUGCUUGAAGUGGAAAAUUUUCAAGGAAGCAUUGGUUGGUUGAAUCGCUUCAGAGACAGAUAUGGUGUAGUUGCGAAAGUAAUUUGCGGAGAAGCAAGUGAUGCACCUGCCCAAUCAAUAAGUGAAUGGAGGUCUGGCGAAAUAGCCGCUUUAAUAGAAAACUACAGUCCAGACAAUGCAGAUGAAGCUGAUUUUGUUCGUGCGGAGUACUUCCCGCCUAACUGCACCUCCGUUCUUCAACCACUUGAUCAAGGCAUUAUCAGAGCUGUCAAGGCUCGCUACCGAUCACUUUUGUUAAGGCACAUUCCUUUGGGCAUCGAAAAUGACAGUGGAAGAAAGCCGAACGUCAAAGAAGCCAUAGAGAUGAUUGCUGGAUCGUGGAACGAAAUUAGCGAAAAUACAAUUGUCAAUUGUUGGCGUCAUGCGCAGCUAUGCGAGGGAGAUGAGAAUUCCGUAGAAGCUGACCAAUCCAAUUUAAAGGAUCUAUGGAGCACUGUCAAGGCUCGUACUUCUGUCCCCGAUGACGUCCGACUGGACGAUUUUAUAACAGCAGAUGAUGGUUUAAUGACCUGUGCCGAAAUUACUGACCAGGAAAUCAUCAAUUCCAUUAAAAACUCUAAAUUAAAUGGUGAACUAAGUGAAGAAAGUGAGAAUGAAGAUACAGCGUGUGCUGACCCAAACGUCACCGCAACUCAGACUAUUGAAUUCCUUUCAAAAUGUGACGAUGAAGCAACAUCCUGCCGCCAUUCGAGUCUCGGAUGCCUUCCCGUCUUCAUCGGCCUCCGGCUCGGACAUUCCCUGUUCCCGACCGAUGAGUUCCGACAAGAACGAGACUGCGGUCUCUGGAUGGGAUUGCUGGGCUGUCUCGCCGAGCUUCGAGAGCAGUUGCGGGAACUCUCCGAGAAGAUUGCGCUCGAGAUGGAGGAACUGAAAACGGCUCACGGCAAGGCCCAGCCUGACCUUGAAAUCCCCUGCCCCAGAUGCGGGGAAUCGGAGGCAAAAUUACGAUCCCAGGCCACGAAUGCAGGCCUCCAAGAAGGGGAGACUGGCAAGCAACUGCAGGGGAGUGGCCGAGGAGCAGAUGGGGAGCUGCCAUCGACGUCCAAGCGUCAAUCCCCAGAUGGCGAAGGACAACCUCCCAAGAGACGCCGGCCGGAGGACGGAGGUGCGUCGGAGACGGACAAGUACGGGCGGACCGCGUUGCAUCGUGCAGCAAGGAGCGGAGACACGGAGGAGAUCAGGGAGCUGCUGGACGGAGGAUGGAACACGAGGGCGAGGGAUGAUGAUGGAAUGACGCCCCUCCACCUGGCCCUGUUGUGUGGGAAGGAGGCCGCGGCAGAGCUGCUGGCGGACGCCGACUGCCUCACGGAUGUCGUGGAUUACGACGGGAGCACCCCUCUGCAUGUCGCUGCACGGAGUGAGUUCGUGAAUGUCGUCCGUAUCCUGCUUGCGGGGGGAGCAGACGCAAGUGCGAAAGACGGAGAUGGAUGGACGCCCCUCCAUUGGGCCGUGAUCAGGGGGAAGGAGGCCGUGGCGGAGGUGCUGCUGGAGGCCGCACCCGAAUGCGACGUGCCGAACAUUAUUGGCCGCACCCCCCUGCACUACGCUGCGAGAGAAGGUCUCGCAAAUGUAGCGAGAGCCUUGGUGUCGAGGGGUGCGCGUCUGCAGGCCGAAGAUAUAGGUGGACGCUGUCCCCUGUACUAUGCCCUGUGGUGGGGAAAAGACGAUGUGGCGAGGGUGCUCCUGGCGACGUACGCCAGGAGGUUCAUCGAGAUACAUUGGGAGGAGAUGGAACUCCCGAAGGAGGACGAGGAGCGCGGCGUCCUUCUGCUCUCCGAGUGCGAGGCCGAGAUGAGGGAGGCCCGGGUGGAGGGUGCCGCCUCUUCCUCCGCGACCUCGCCCGCCGACCCCCCUCCCGCCUGGCCCGGCGGCUCUCGGACCGGGACCUCCUGGCGCGGGACUUCCCGCUCUUCGGCGACCUCCUGCUGGGGGAGGUCCGGGAGAGGAGGGCCCUGGAGGACCGCUUCCUGCAGAGCGUUCCCCUCCUCUGCCCCCCACCUGCUCCGACGUCCUCCUCGCGUGCCUGGCGGACGACGACCUGAGGCACUUCGCCCGGGCCGCGGAGCUCUAGUUCCCGAGAUUCCGUUCGGGUGUUCGCGAUGGGGAAAAGGAAAUAAUGAUCACAGGACUUGA
Uloborus diversus is the source of this 2286-nucleotide messenger RNA. RefSeq lists its product as uncharacterized. Gene Ontology annotation, molecular function: protein binding; nucleic acid binding. The transcript has 7 exons. The record is from RefSeq and is a predicted model, not a curated record. Bases 1 to 2286 code for a protein of 761 amino acids. NCBI's taxonomy places the organism in Eukaryota, Metazoa, Arthropoda, Arachnida, Araneae, Uloboridae. Gene Ontology annotation, cellular component: nucleus; cytoplasm.